AUGAAGUACGCUCAAUUGGUAAUGGGACCAGCCGGGAGUGGGAAGUCAACGUAUUGCUCCGUCAUUUUUAACCAUUGUCAGAGCAUCAGUCGUCAAGUACACGUGGUUAAUCUCGACCCUGCUGCUGAGUCAUUUAACUACCCAGCUGCGGCAGAUGUACGUGCUUUGAUUAGUGUUGAUGAUGUGAUGGAAGAUGAAGAACUGGCUCUCGGACCAAAUGGAGCUCUUGUAUUCUGUAUGGAAUAUUUGGUUCAAAAUCUGGAAUGGCUCCAUGAUGAACUUUGUGAAGGUGAAGAUGAUUAUUUCAUUUUCGAUUGUCCAGGUCAGAUUGAAUUGUACAGUCAUUUGCCGAUUAUGCGACAGCUCGUUGACGCCUUCAGGGCUUGGGACUUCAAUGUUUGUUCAGUGUUUCUUAUCGACACCCAUUUUGUUUUGGAGGCUGAAAAAUUUAUUGCUGGUGCAUUAACGGCUUUGUCAGCAAUGAUAGCUAUUGAGACUCCUUGCGUAAAUGUGCUCACCAAGAUGGAUCUACUCUCAGAAAGGAAUAAGGUCUUGGUUGAAGACUUUCUUGAGACGGACACCAGAAGUAUUGUAGAACACGACACCACACAUAUAUGGAAUGAACGACAUCGUCAGUUAACAAAAACUAUUGCGCAGGUCCUCGAAGAUUAUUCAAUCGUGAAAUUUGUCCCGCUUAAUUCUGACGACGAAGAAAGUAUAGAACAACUUCUACUUGUUAUCGACACUACUAUUCAAUACGGUGAAGAUCUCGAAGUGAAGGACAGAUUUCCGGAAGAGCAAGAUCCAGAAGGGUGA
This is a messenger RNA of Necator americanus (New World hookworm), 816 nucleotides long. RefSeq lists its product as uncharacterized. Lineage: Eukaryota; Metazoa; Nematoda; Chromadorea; Rhabditida; Ancylostomatidae. The record is from RefSeq and is a predicted model, not a curated record. Gene Ontology annotation, molecular function: GTPase activity. The coding region runs from base 1 to 816 and encodes 271 amino acids. The transcript has 8 exons.